Messenger RNA from Exophiala bonariae, 1701 nucleotides. RefSeq lists its product as uncharacterized. Gene Ontology annotation, biological process: protein O-linked glycosylation; cell wall mannoprotein biosynthetic process; protein N-linked glycosylation. NCBI's taxonomy places the organism in Eukaryota, Fungi, Ascomycota, Eurotiomycetes, Chaetothyriales, Herpotrichiellaceae. The record is from RefSeq and is a predicted model, not a curated record. Bases 1 to 1701 code for a protein of 566 amino acids. Gene Ontology annotation, cellular component: Golgi apparatus; membrane. Gene Ontology annotation, molecular function: alpha-1,2-mannosyltransferase activity. The transcript is spliced from 2 exons.
AUGGGCUUCACAAGGAGCAAACAGCCUCUCACUCUACGACAACGCGCUCAAUCUGAGAGUCUUCCGUCACCACGUUCCUCCACAUCCUUCUUACCGCCACCGACAGCUAGAUUCCAUAACGCGUUCUUUGCGCAUGUUGCUGAACAGGCUGCUUCUUCACCAGAAAGACCGUCUUUGAUCAUAACUGCGAACGAAAACAGCGACUCUCCUCGACCAGUCUACACACGAUUCUUACACCGCACCCGACUCCUCUCCCGGUCCAUCAAACCCGGCAUCUGGCGAUGGCUGAUCCUGGUGUUGAUCGUGUCAUUGUCGCUCUGCACGCUCCGCCAGCUCUAUCAAAAUCGCCAUGGCCAAGGAGAGACCGGUCGUCAUCUCCUUUCCCACCAGGACCAAGCCACCAAUGCAGUCUUCCUCUUAAGACCGCACGAUUUCCAGGGAGCUACAGGAGAAGGGAAGGCCGGCCAAAACACCCACCCCUACAAACACCACAGUCCUGAGCAUUGGCUGCGCGAGAAUUCAUUCCACAACUUCGACGAUGGAUUUACCGACCACGACGAGGGAGAGAAAGAACACCAGGCCAAAGUGUUCCGCCAGAUCUCCCGUCGUCCGCGCGCCGCACUCAUUAGUCUCGUACGCAACGAGGAGCUCGAGGGCAUCCUGCAGAGCAUGCAGCAGCUCGAAUUACAUUGGAAUCAUCGGUUUGGAUAUCCGUGGAUCUUCUUCAAUGAGAGGCCGUUUAGUGAGGAGUUCAAGGCAGCGACCCGCAACGCGACAUCCUCCAAGACCGAAUACCACCUCGUCCCGCGCGCCCAUUGGUCCACCCCAUCAUGGAUAUCACCCACCCGCUACAUGGACAGCCUAGACUACCUGGGCACGAUCGGGGUUGGCAAGGGCCACAUGCUGAGCUACCACGCGAUGAUACGAUGGCAAUCGGGCUUCUUCUACCAACACCCGGCCCUGGCCUCCUACUCGUGGUACUGGCGGGUCGAGCCCGACGUGCAUUUCUUCUGCGACAUCAACUACGACCCGUUCCGAUUCCUCGCGGAGAACGACCUCGUCUACGGCUUCAACAUGGCCAUUCUCGACGAUGCCCGCAGCUUCGCGUCCCUCUGGUCCGUGACCCGCGACUUCAUCGCCAAGAACCCUGAGCUAAUCCACCCGGACGCAGACGUCGACUGGCUCCUCGACCCGCACGCCGCCAUGGAAUACAACAACUGCCAAUUCUUUAGCAAUUUCGAGAUCGCCAGCCUCGACUUCUUCCGCGGAGAUUCCAAUGUCGCCUUCUUCGACCACCUCGACCGCAGCGGUGGGUUUUUCUACGAGCGCUACGGCGACGCACCGGUACAUACGCUCGCGCUUGCGCUCUUUGCCCGGAAAGACCAGGUCUGGUUCUUCAGGGAUAUUGGCUACCAGCAUGAUACGGCGCGACAUUGUCCUCCGCCUCCACCGCGGAUCUAUGGCGGUGGGGGUGGCGGUCGCCUACAGCAGUAUCGCUGCACGUGUGAGCCGACAUCCCUGGACGAGAACUUCUACAAGCUCGUCCCGAUGGAGAGUCCCCAGGUCAAGCCCCGUGAUACGUGCAUCCGGUUGUGGUUGGGCGGGGAGUGGUUGGAUAAGAAGCCCAAUUGGAGUCAGGAGGUUGAGAGGGCUUUUGGUGGCGAUGGGUAUGGUGGGUAUGUCUUGGAUGGCUUUGGAUGA